AUGGCCAAUUGUGAGGAAACCUCAGCUCUAGAACUCAUCCGCCAACACCUUUUAAACGACUUUUCACUCGCAGAGAGCUUUAGCUUCAUCGCUGACCUUAAUUUUCUCAAUUCCUCCAAUACCCAUUGCGGUCAAACUUGCAGUAGUCCUGAAUCUUCAGCUUCAGAUGCAACUCACCAAAUCUUCGGCUACGAAUUCAACACCAUGACUAGUCCCACCGAAAAUAUGCCCAACCCCUUCGAUUUCGAGGCUAACCCACAAAUCAUCAGCCCAAGGGCUUCCAAGUUGAGCGAACGCCGCCCGUUGAUUAACAUAUCGAUACCGCAGGGGAGAAAUAUUCAACCGGAGGAAAUUUGUGGGUUUUCCCAGGUGAGCUGCCGGAAAGUGUCGGAUUCCGGCGAGAGGCGGCACUACCGGGGGGUAAGGCGGCGGCCGUGGGGGAAGUUCGCUGCAGAGAUCCGGGACCCGAAGCGAAGGGGGUCCCGGGUCUGGCUUGGGACAUACGACACCGCAGUCGAGGCCGCGAAGGCAUACGAUCGAGCCGCGUUCAAUAUGCGAGGGAGCAAGGCGAUAGUGAAUUUUCCUCACGAGAUUGGAGCCUCGUCGGAAUCUGACCCUCCGGUAGGGACUUGCCGAAAGAGGCGGAGAGCGGCCAGGGGUGGGGGCGAAGAGAGGGCAAAGCCGAAGGGGAAGCAGUCGUCGGAAUCUGACGUGAAGACGGAGGAGGGAACGGCCUCGGACGCUUGUCCGUUAACGCCGUCAAGUUGGAGCGACGUUUGGGAAUCUGCUGAUGGAAAUGGGAUUUUUGACGACCUUCCUUUAUCGCCGUUAUCGACUCACUUUUCUCUGGGGUACCCGCAUCUGAUGGUGAUUUGA
Molecule: messenger RNA, 876 nt
Organism: Thlaspi arvense
Lineage: Eukaryota; Viridiplantae; Streptophyta; Magnoliopsida; Brassicales; Brassicaceae
Source: the annotation of a GenBank genome assembly